GUUCGUCAAGCAAGCUACUUCCGAGGCAACUUAAUGCGACAACCCAGCACCAUUGACAGAGAAAAUGGACAGAAUAAACGUGCCCCCUUCGGGCCCUAUGGACCUUCCUCUGUCCCUGCUGGAGAUGGGAUGCUCUGGCAGGUUUGAACUCAUCGCACAUCCUUCCCCGGGCUUGCCAUUCCCUCCGCAGAGUACGCUCCCUAAUGGGCUUCCUCCAACCAGCCUGAGCCUGGAGGCUGAAGUAAAGAAACAGUUUUUACAGGAUCCUGCCUGGCUUCCUUUACACGACACAGACUUUGCCUUUCAAAAAUUUCUCAAAGUGACACAGAGAAAUGUGAAUGUCGACUCCCUGCUCAACUGCAAUGCAUCUCCACUCCAUUCUGGUCUCUCUGUCAUCAGAGAUCCAACCACAGGGAUGCUGCUGGAUUUUACAGAGGUUUCAUUGGAGAACACUGGCCUUUCGUCAAAGAACUCUCUGUCAUUACAACGCAAACCCGGACCUCCUUCCGAGAGCCUUAGAGGAAGCAACACAAACUACCCCUUCCUGCCUGGAGGUAUGGAAGAGCUUACUCUGGACCAAAUCAAAAAUAAGUCAGAGCUACAACAGGACAUAGAUUUUGAAAAUGAUUUGCUCGGAGUUCCUCCUGGUUUUAAAGCUGGAAUGGACUUCACUGACAAAGACGCCAAAGUAGCGAAACCAGAGGUCAACCUCAUGUCGCUGCUGUCCACUUUGGAUGAUGUCACCGACUUGGAGGGCGACACAGAAGCAAAAAACGAACGCCAAGGACAAGAAGAGGCCGCCAAACUCCAAAGGACAAACAGCCUUGAAGAGCUGGGCAUCAUAGAUACAGGGUCAUCCUCUCGCUUCAGCAAAGGAAAAGAUAGCAACUCAAAGCAGAGUAAAGAGACAGAAGAAACAAAGAAAUGGGCAAUUCCUAUUGACAUAAGUUCACCCUGUGAUGAUUUCUACAAACGCAUUCCUCAUCCAGCUUUUAAGUGGCCAUUUGAGCCAGAUCUGUUCCAGAAACAAGCCAUAUUACGACUAGAGGCCCAUGACUCUGUGUUUGUAGCAGCACACACGUCAGCUGGGAAAACGGUAGUGGCUGAAUACGCCAUCGCCCUCUCACAGAAGCACAUGACGAGGAUCAUCUACACUUCCCCAAUCAAGGCCUUGUCCAAUCAGAAGUUCAGAGACUUCAAGACCACUUUUGGGGACGUUGGUCUUCUCACAGGUGAUGUCCAGCUCAGUCCCGAGUCUUCAUGUCUUAUCAUGACCACUGAGAUCCUCAGGUCAAUGCUUUACAAUGGUUCAGAGGUAAUCAGAGACUUGGAGUGGGUCAUAUUUGAUGAGGUGCACUACAUUAAUGACGCAGAGAGAGGGGUGGUGUGGGAGGAGGUUCUCAUCAUGUUGCCUGAUCACGUAAGCAUCAUUCUCCUGAGUGCCACAGUGCCAAAUGCUCUGGAGUUCAGCGAGUGGAUCGGACGCAUUAAGAAGAAGCACAUUUAUGUGAUCAGCACCUUGAAGAGGCCUGUGCCUUUGGAGCAUUAUUUGUACACUGGAAACAGUACAAAGACCCAGAAAGAGAUGUUCUUGCUGUUGGAUGCUGCAGGAAACUUCCUUACCAAAGGCUACUACGCAGCUGCAGAUGCCAAGAAGGAGCGUACCAGCAAAUAUGCCCAAUCUUUUGGCACAAAAAAUACAUCACUGUACACCACACCUAGUCAAGACAGAGCGGUGUGGCUCACCCUCCUGCACUUCCUGACCCACCGGCAGCAGACUCCUGUGGUCGCGUUCACCUUCUCCCGCACGCGCUGUGACGAGAACGCCCGUUCGCUGGAGUCCAUGGACAUGACAACCUCCAUCGAGAAGGCCGAGAUCCACUCGUUCUUCCAAAAGAGCCUGAGUCGCCUCAGAGGGGGAGACAGACAGCUGCCUCAGGUUGUACUCAUGAGAGACCUGUUGAAGAGAGGCGUAGCAGUCCAUCACAGUGGAAUUCUGCCCAUACUGAAGGAGGUCAUUGAGAUGCUCUUCUCAAGAGGUCUCGUAAAAGUGCUGUUUGCGACCGAGACUUUUGCAAUGGGAGUAAACAUGCCUGCCAGGACUGUGGUGUUUGACAGCAUCCGUAAACAUGACGGAACCGGCUUUAGGAAUCUGCUGCCUGGUGAAUAUAUUCAGAUGGCAGGCAGAGCAGGUAGGAGAGGUCUUGACGCCACAGGCACCGUCAUCAUUCUUUGUAAAGCUGGCGUUCACGAGAUGUCUGAUCUGCAUGUCAUGAUGCUGGGUAAGCCCACCACUCUUCACUCACAGUUCAGACUGACUUACACCAUGAUCCUCAACCUGCUGCGGGUUGAGGCUCUCCAUGUGACGGACAUGAUGAGGAGAAGCUUCUCUGAAAGCCACAGAGACACUCAGGCAUAUGAAAAGAGGAUCACCCAGCUUAAGGAGACAUUGUCCACUCUACCUGUUCUGGCCAAUGAGGGCCAGCUCUCAGAUUUGCUGCCGUACUACCACACAGUGACAGAGCUACAGACCACUAGAGACAUCCUCCAGCAUGCUCUUCUGGAGUCGGUCAACGGACUGAAAGCGCUGUCUGUAGGCCGAGUUGUGGUGGUGAACAACAAACAGCAUCUCAACGCCCUGGGAGUUAUACUGCAGGUGUCCAGUGAUGCUGUGAAUCGCAACUUUACGGCACUCAUCAUAUGUGACAAAGGCAACGAGGAAGGAGAAGGAAACAGUGGUGACAGCCGAGCUUUUCCUCACCUCCACAACAUCGAACUCUUCAUCCCUGAAGGCCUAUGCAGCCACACAGUGCAGAAGUUAAAGCUACAGGACAUCACUGGCAUCACAGUAAAGACCCUCAAAGUAAUUCCUGACAGGAUUAUAGACAACUAUCAGAAGAGACAACAGCCCCGAUUCAGGACUGAACCACCCGGCCAAGCCAUCUCCACAGCCACCCAAGAGCUCCUGCGGUUGGCCGAAGCUAACCCAGGCGGCAUCGCCACCCUCGACCCGGUCAAUGACCUCCAGCUGAAGAGUGUCGAUGUGGUCGAGGCCUCUCUGCGUCUCCGCCUGCUGCAGGACAGCCUGAGAGGAUUCAACUGCAUCCACUCGCCAACUUUCCCAGAGCAGUUUUCAAAAGUUAAGGAGAGGAUGAGUGUACAGGAAGAGAUGGAAAAACUGCUUUUCCUGGUCUCAGAUCAGUCGUUGUCUCUGCUGCCUGAGUACCAUCAGAGGAUCAAGGUGCUGCAGUCGCUACAGUACGUAGACAGCAGCGGAGCCGUUCAGCUCAAAGGCCGCGUGGCCUGUCAGAUCAGCAGCCAUGAGCUGCUGCUCACCGAGCUGCUGUUUGAGAACGCGCUGAGCCCGCUGGCACCCGAGGAGAGCGCCGCUCUGCUUUCCUGUUUGGUCUUCACACAGAACACACAAGUGGAGCCGCACAUUACCAGCACUUUACGGGAGGGUAUUGCUCGUGUGGUGUCAGUAGCCCAGCGUAUAGGAGAGUUGCAAAGGGAUUGCGGGUUACCACAAACAGCAGAAGAAUUUGUGGGCCAGUUCAAAUUUGGCCUGACAGAGGUUGUAUACUGCUGGGCCAGAGGCAUGCCGUUCGCGGAGAUCGCCCAGCUAACGGACAUCCAGGAGGGGACGGUGGUGCGCUGCAUCCAGCGUCUGGACGAGGUGCUGAAGGAGGUGCGCCAGGCCGCCCGCAUUGUGGGAGACUCUGUGCUAGGGAGCAAGAUGGAGAAGGCCUCCCUCGCCAUCCGGAGGGACAUCGUCUUUACCGCCUCCCUCUACACCCACUGAGAGAUGGCAAAUCGACUUAAGACACUUCAAGUUUUCAACGUUUCAUUUCAAGCGGGGUACACGUACACUGCUUUUUAACUUUUUUUUUUUUGUUAUUAUUAUUUUAUGUGCAGUAUCCCACACAUGAGAAUGAAAAGUCCUGAAACUGCUCUCAUAAUGUUCAGUGUUACCCGAGACUACCAACACAGCACACCACACACACACAACGAUAUCUCAGCCAAGAAAUGCAAAUCCUCAUCUCCCCAAACCAGAUGUCAGUCAUCAUACUCGGAUUGACCUGUAAAAGAGGCAACAUGGUCAGGAAAUCCGGACUGCCAGCAAUUGCAAAGAGGAAGGAGUUGUGGUUGACGAAAAGGAGGAAGCUCGGCUCACUGUUCGCCUAUCUGGUUACUACAUUGCAGUAGCAAACUUCAAAUUCAGUGUUGACAACACACGGAAGGAUUUGUGACUGGUGGGUGAAGCUGGUCUGGCCUGGGGUUUGUCGGUAGAAUGAUGAAAGCCGCAUCAGCAACAUAAAUAUUAUGACAUCAUAGCAAUGUGACACAUUGCAACAUACCAGUGAAUUCCAUCUUCUCGGCAUAAUUUUAUUUUGUUGUUGUUUUAUGUUAUCUUAUUUUAGUUUUAAAUACUUUUUGUUUUCUUCCCUUACCAUUUCCUACUCUUUCGGUAUCGGUCCGCUGCAGUUGCCAACUAAAGUGGUAUGGUAGAAAUCAGUUAUUUUGGUACGCUACAAUUUUCAACAGUGGAAAUGGAACUAAAGCGAAAUUUGAUGCCUGCUGGCAAAACCAAAGCCACGUUUCCACCAAGCGGGUACGGUUCGGUUCAGGUCUGCGUAGCGUGCAAGUGACGUCACCAUUAUGUAAACUCACGAAUUAUCACCAACAUAUUUGACAAAAGAAGGUAAACAAGACAGUACAAUAUAACACAUUAACAUUAUCCAUCAGUAUGGGACAUAUUCUUCCAUUUCCCAAACAGAUUAUCCUGUUAAGGAUCCCGGGGAGCUGGAGCCUAUCCAAGAUGGCUUCAGGCAAAAGGCAGACUACCCCGCACUGAUCACCCGCCAGUCACAGGGCGCAUCGAGCCAUACAGCCAUUCGCACCAUCACCUAUUAGGAACUGAGCCCAUACUGAGUGUACUACUAGUGACCCUAAACGCGAUUCGCGUCUCAUUGUUUUCGACCAAAACAAUCGUCCGUCGACCACUCGACACGCAGCCGUCAAUGCGCCGUGACGUGCGACAUCCAGUCUUACCGCAAUGAAAGGGUGCUGAAAAGUGGCCCACACGGGUCUGAUAUUUUGCGACCCUUAAAAAUGCAAAUUAGAGAAAAUGCAUACAAUAGCAAACUGAACUGCACUGUACUACUUUGUGAAAACAAAGCUUUAAGAAGAGUUUACGUGUUGUUAACUAAAAAGCACCGAACGGCACUCUGUAGUAACAUUUGCGCUUCUCCAGCGAGGCGUAUUUAUGAUGCAAUUACUGUGUCCUUACAGUAAUAACACAUGACGAAAGUUAUUCAAAAGACACUUUUAUCUGGGAAGAGCGUGCGUUCGGCCACCAUUGCUAGCUACCGCGCGGCGUGAAAGAAUCAUUUUGACAAGCCAAAUAUUCCCGUUGUUACUGCAUUUGUCGCGUCAACAUUUCCUUCCGCCAUGUGUAACGCGAGGUCACCGAUGGCGGCGACAUCGAGCGUGUUAAGUGCGGGCGCGAACGCUUUCUCUCUGUAUGUGCCCGUGACCCCGGACUGGAUGGAGCAGUCGUAAUUCGUAGCGCUUGUCCUUGUGGUUGCUGUGGAUGAGCCGCAGCCCGUCCCAGCUGACCUUGGGCCAAAGGCGUCGUGUCCGCACCUUGGAUUGUUCGUCCCUCAAUCGCAGAACACGCGCGGACCAGCGAACAUCCCACACCCACGGACACUUGAGAGACUUUAACCUCAAAUUCAUCUGUUUUGGGAAUGUGGGAGUUCUACUUUCUCUCGCCUUUGUAAAUAGUCUUUGUAAAUGAUUGUACUGUACUGUAUAAAAAAAAAAAAAAA
Molecule: messenger RNA, 5831 nt
Organism: Phycodurus eques (leafy seadragon)
Lineage: Eukaryota; Metazoa; Chordata; Actinopteri; Syngnathiformes; Syngnathidae
Gene: skic2
Product: SKI2 subunit of superkiller complex
Exons: 29
Coding region: 65-3802 (1245 amino acids)
Biological process (GO): nuclear-transcribed mRNA catabolic process, 3'-5' exonucleolytic nonsense-mediated decay
Cellular component (GO): Ski complex
Molecular function (GO): RNA helicase activity; ATP binding; RNA binding
Source: RefSeq, a predicted model, not a curated record